GUCCGCAAGUACCUGCUGCUGUUGGACAGCCGCAAAGAACACGUCAAGUUUUGGCGCCCGCAAGUGUUGCUGAUGGUGCGGAAUCCGCGGACCUCCCUCCAGCUCAUCCGCUUCAUCAACGAUCUCAAGAAAAGUGGCUUGUACGUCCUCGGCCACGUAGAAUUGGCGGAUCUGGACUGCCUGCCAUCCGAUCCCUUGCCUGACCAGGCGGACUCCUGGCUGCAGCUGGUGGACCGGUUGAACAUCAAAGCUUUUGUCAAUCUGACCCUGGCCAGCUCAGUCCGGCACGGCACACAGCAGCUGCUCUUCAUCUCCGGACUGGGAGGCAUGAGGCCUAACACCAUCGCGCUGGGCUUCUACGACUACCCGCCCCCGCUCGACAACGUGUCCCAGCCCACCGCUUUCAGCAGAGACGAGGCCAUUUGGCACGACUUCCCUUCCGUCUGGACCUCGGGAGGCCCCAAGCAACUGUCUUCCCGGGAGUACGUGGCCAUCAUCUGCGAUGCCAUGAAGAUGUCGCGCAACGUCCUUCUGGCCCGCUACUUCGACCAGCUCCAGCUGCCUCAGUCCAUCGGCUGGCGAGCCCAGCCCCUCAUCGACGUCUGGCCCAUCAACCUUUUGCGCCCCGACAGCGCCCGCUACGUCGACACCAGCAGCCUCUUCCUGUUGCAGAUGGGCUGCGUCCUGGCCAUGACCCGGUCGUGGCGACGGGCUCAGUUGCGCCUCUUCCUGUGCGUGCAGAGUUGCACCAGCCGCCAGGGGCAGGAGGACAAGCUCCGGCAGCUUCUGAAGGACCUGCGCAUCCGGGCGAAGGUCCAACUGGUGCUGUGGGACGACGUGGUCGCUCUCCAUUGGCACAGCCGCCAGGAAGACUCGGCGGACGGCGCCCUCAAUGCCUCCAGCAACAUCACGUCCAUCUCCAACGAGUAUUUGACUGCGGUUAACCAGCUGAUUCUCCAGCAGAGUUCCACCCCAACUGUCCGCUUCCUUUACCUGCCCCGUCCUCCCGCGGACACUAAUUUAUACCCCAGGUAUUUGGAACAGCUGGAGAUCCUGACCCACGGACUGGGCCCCACGCUGCUUGUCCAUGGGGUGAGCGCCGUUACGAGCACUCAGCUGUAAAGCAGGGCUGUCGGUUGUCCACUGUGGGCAAGGGCUGGUGGUUGAUGGAACACCAGGCCGUCAAGGAUGGCCCUCAAGGAUCGCGGUGAAGGGGAGCCGAAGAUCAACCAGCAAUGUUCUUGGCUGGAGUUGGGGUUCCAUAUCUCCCCCACCCUUUUCGUCCCAGACUGGGCUGUUGCGACGCCUCCCAAAGACAACUGGGCGACAGGGUUAGGGCCCGGCUCAGUGUUCCUAGCCGAGAGCUUCCAUCCAGCAGGGUCUCCUCUGUGCUGCUUUUCCGAACUACUUGUAAACAACCAAAGAAUAUGAAGCUGAGUCUGGGACCUCCAUCUUGGGAGGUUGGCAGCCAGAAGGUUCCAUGGUGCUGGUGGCUUUGGAAAACUCUUGAUGGCUGCCUUUCUUGGGACACUUGUAAAGAUGGGAACAGAAUUAAAGGUUGUUGGAUUUCA
Molecule: messenger RNA, 1571 nt
Organism: Thamnophis elegans (Western terrestrial garter snake)
Lineage: Eukaryota; Metazoa; Chordata; Lepidosauria; Squamata; Natricidae
Product: solute carrier family 12 member 9-like
Exons: 3
Biological process (GO): potassium ion import across plasma membrane; chloride ion homeostasis; cell volume homeostasis
Cellular component (GO): membrane
Molecular function (GO): potassium:chloride symporter activity
Source: RefSeq, a predicted model, not a curated record